Molecule: messenger RNA, 750 nt
Organism: Rotaria socialis
Lineage: Eukaryota; Metazoa; Rotifera; Eurotatoria; Philodinida; Philodinidae
Source: the annotation of a GenBank genome assembly
AUGUCAUCUGCAUCCGAUACUCAAUUUGCAACAGUUAUGGCUGAGAAAUCGUCGAAAAUAAUAAUAGAUUCGCCUGACGUUCGACGAGAAUCUUCUAAAAAUAGAUUUGACUUGAAAAAUGUACGCGAUGCUUUUGUCAAUUGUAUUCAACCCGACAAUGUGCUUCUACUAGGUGAAUAUGUUCGUGCUUACGAAGAAUUAUGCAUAUUUGUUUGUUCUUUGGGUACUGUAUUUGAAUGGGCAACAAAAGAUUUAUCAAAUAAACUAAUUGUGUUGAAAGAACAUCAACGUUUCGAUCCAAUGAAUUAUGAAACUAUUCAAUCGAUGAUUUUAUAUGAAAUUGAAUCGGGACGUAUUCAAUCAAGAGAUACAACACUAUUUAGUCAAACUGGAAAACCAUUACAAAAUGGUAGUCGAACAUUAUUAAGAUUGCAUCGAGCACUUGCGUUUCUUUCGGCGUUUUUAAGUGAGAUGCGAAAUGCAUCAGAUGAUGCUAGUUCAGCAACUAUCGCUUGCAAUGCAUACUCUGCAACUCUUGCACAAUAUCAUUCAUGGCCAAUCAGAUAUACGAUCAUUGGUGCCAUUAAAGUAGCAGUUCCAAAUCGCCAAGAACUUGUCAAUAAGCUUCUUACGAAACGAACUACUGAUGAAAUCAAUACAUACGCCGACGAAAUAGUGCAAGCGUGUAAUAUGAUUGAACGCACAACACAAGAACUUUUCAAAACCUAUAAUCUGGUAAAAUUGCCAUAA